AUGGAAAUAAGCGAGGUGCAGGCGGUGCGGCCCGUACGGCUCACACAGCUGCAGGGCCCUUCGAGUCAGGUCCCGAGCGCUCAGCGGCUGUCCUCGGCUGCAGCAUCGCCAACUGCCACAGAGCCACCGGCAGCAACGCGACUCGAGCAGCACCGUGCGCGUGGCUGCGUGCCAACAGCGCACGAGGAGCCGCACACGCGGGACUCGAGCCAGAUAACGCCGGUACGCGCAGACAAAGGGCAAGCAUCUGGAACGUGUCACAGCGGGUUAGCGUUACGCGCAGCCCUCGCAGCGAGGCUCCCGGUCAGACGCGCCGCGCCGCGGGCACUCGCAUCGCCGCCCAGGGCAUCAAUAGCGGCGGGCGGGAGCUUCGAGGCAUGCGCCGUGCGGGAAACGGGGCCGGACCCCGCGGGGUGCUCCCGGGCCGGGCCCGGAAAAGCGGGGCCGCCCGGCCCGCGUCCCGCAGCCCGCCCUGCCCUGACGGGAUCCCACGAGGGCAUCGGCCCGGCCCGGCGCAGAGCGGGGCCUCCCCGGGGACGGGCUGCAGGGGAAGCGCCAAGGGACCGCAGAGGAGGCAGAAGACGAGCGAGCCGCGCCGAUGCCCAACGAAAGGCUGCGCGGGACCGGCCGCGGUGCAUCGGGGGGUGGGGGCGCGAGGGAGGCUCGGGGACACGCGCGGGACUCACUCACGCGGCCGCCGCGACACACCGGAGUUUUGCCCGCUGCCGCCUUUUGCCGACCGCCCCUCCGCGACCAAUCCCGGCCCUCGGCGGAAGCCGCGGCCGCGGCCAAUGGGACGGCGGGCCGCAGGGAGGAGCGCUGCUAUUGGACGACGGCGGGGGAGGCCCGCCCCGAGCGGCGGCGAUGGCGGGCUGCGCGCUUGUGGCUCUGCUUCCUGCCGUCCUGCGGCCGCGGGGUCGCACCCACGUCUGUCAGCGCGGGGAGAGAGGUUGGAUCUGUAAGAUGAAGCCAAAUGACAACCCAGGCCCGAGAAGAACGUUGCUUAAGGCUGACAAGCAAUUGCCAAAGCCAACCUCUGGGAGCUCUCCAAGAAAGGAUCAAAACCUUGCUGUGAGACUGCAUCCACUGCUGCCAGAAUCUGCAGGUGAAUCAAUUUUUUUGUUGUUGACAGAUCUAAAAUAG
Messenger RNA from Gallus gallus (chicken), 1143 nucleotides. RefSeq names its product translation initiation factor IF-2-like. NCBI's taxonomy places the organism in Eukaryota, Metazoa, Chordata, Aves, Galliformes, Phasianidae. Bases 1 to 1143 code for a protein of 380 amino acids. The record is from RefSeq and is a predicted model, not a curated record. The transcript has 2 exons.